AUGUCCUCACCUGAUGUCGAGGUCAAGUGCUUCUCACAGCGUGUUGCCAACGGUAUAUAUGACCAUGUUGCUGACACCAUUACGAGCCUUGGGAAGGAUGGCUUGGGCAAAGCAGAUUUUGGAAUUGAUUGGACCAUGACCAUUCAAGACAAUUACAGCGGGACCAGCUGGUCCUAUGUCAACACCAAGGAUGGUCGCCCAUUCAGGACGAACAUCAUUGGACAAAUCACGACUUCGACAUGUGGCACAAAGCAUUCCGCGAAAGGCACGCACUUCACCAAGAAAAACAUACCGCUAAGCAAUUCAGACACAGUCAAAUGGAAAUGGGCAAUUUCCAAACUGACACUAUGCUCCCCAAAUCUGACAGAUAUAUGGGAGAAUCAGUUGACGUCGAUUGAGGACUGGGUCAGCGAGGAAAGCAAGAGAGCGGCAACGGGUUCGAAAAUAAAUGCAUGCAUCACUAAAAGUGCCAGCGACCUCCAAUACGUGGACCUUAUCAUGCUGACUUCGCAACGCAUCUAUGAGAAACCAGAAGGCGUUAACACCAACCAAGAUGCCACUCCUCGACAAACGAAACUGAAAGAACAUCGAAGACAGUAUGGUAGGGCAGCAGAGCAUAGCAGCAUCGACGAACUCGAUAGCAACCUCGAGCACCAACGAGCACUAUACGACCUGAGGAUCCUACCUGACUACCAAUGGCCAGCCGACCGGCAUGCGUACCAAACAGUGUCGGUCAAAUCGGUCACUAACAGACCCUUUCAGACUUUCCAGCUCGGCAUACAAGCCAUAAAAGUCCUGCAUCUUUCUGAUGAACCCGUCGAAGAACGCAUGAUCCCAAUCCUUUCCAUGACGUCCAUUGACAUGUCGAAAGACGACUCUGCCAUUGCAGGGUUCUCUACAUUCGACGUCAGCAUCAGCUCUGCCAAAAAAAACAAGCACACGAAUGGACAGAAGAAUAAGGGAGGGAAGGGAAAAGAGAAAGAGAAAAUGGACUAA
Molecule: messenger RNA, 996 nt
Organism: Suillus subalutaceus
Lineage: Eukaryota; Fungi; Basidiomycota; Agaricomycetes; Boletales; Suillaceae
Exons: 6
Coding region: 1-996 (331 amino acids)
Source: RefSeq, a predicted model, not a curated record